Mucor mucedo is the source of this 1227-nucleotide messenger RNA. RefSeq lists its product as uncharacterized. Bases 161 to 1150 code for a protein of 329 amino acids. NCBI's taxonomy places the organism in Eukaryota, Fungi, Mucoromycota, Mucoromycetes, Mucorales, Mucoraceae. The record is from RefSeq and is a predicted model, not a curated record. Gene Ontology annotation, biological process: regulation of actin filament polymerization. The transcript is spliced from 4 exons. Gene Ontology annotation, molecular function: small GTPase binding.
GCACGGAGUAACCCUAUUCAUAGUUGAUACACAACAUGUUAUAUGUUUAUUUCUUUUCUUUCUUUUUUUCUCUUUCUCCUUCUUUUGUUAAACAUUUUCUUUUUUUUCUUCUUCUGCUAAUUGCUUAAUCUACAUUAAUACUUUUUGAGAUUAAAGAGAAAUGGGACAAUUGUUAGCAUCGUUGAAUCUCCGCAGCCAUUCAGACAUAGUACCUGAAAUAGGGUUUGAUAUUGAGAAGGCAACCCCUCUAUCGGAAGAGUUAGGGGACUACAAUCAACUUUUUACAUUGUUAGUACAACCAAACACAACUUUAUUAAAAUCCCUUAAAGAAUACAAACCCGCUUCAGACUGUAUUCGAAAUGCUAUUGCAACACCCAAUCCAGAGAACGAAGAGAUAGCAUGGAACGCUGUAUUGCCUACCGUUGAUAUGCUGACAGCCUUUUACAGCUAUUCUUCCGAAUUGGAACGAGGUAUCCCAAUGUUACUCAAUGUUCUUUGUAAAGACGGUGUCACAAAAGAUCUUGACAGGCAUCCAGGAUUAACCAAGCUGUUUGCAGAUAUUCUGGAUUUUGUAUUCGAAUUCGACUAUUUAAAGAUAAGAAAUCCAACCAUACAAAACGAUUUUUCUUUUUACAGAAGAACCUUACAACGAGGAACACAACAAGUGAAGAAAGAAAAAGAGUCUGACUUGCGUGUUGCUAUCAAUCAGGACGAUUUAGCAAACCGUAUUUCACUAUUCAUUGCAUAUCCUACUCCCAUGUUGAAAUGUGUCAUUGAAACCACCACUAAAUAUGUGCAAACGAAUAGACUAGUUCAGAGUGUAAGUGACUGGUUGGCGAGUAUUUGGUUUGCUUGCUUUCAAACCUUAAACAAUAAAAAGAAGACGACAAAUGAUAACGUAACUUUUUAUUUAAAAGUAAUGGUUGUUUCAAUUAUUCUCUAUGAUCAUAUCGAUCCCAAUGGUGCAUUUUCCAAAUGCUCUCCCAUCAAUGUAAAAAACUCGUUAAAAACCAUCCAGUUAUUAAACAAUAUCUACCAACAAGAACAAUCCAGCACAUCUAAUCUGAUCUCUGCUCUGAGAUACAAUUCGAAACACCUUAAUGAUGAGUCUACUCCCAAAGGAAUUAAAAACCUAGUCAUGGCAACAUAAUAAUAUCCCCCUCUCUCAUACUAUAGCCUCCUUUUCACUCCCAAUAAUAAAACCUGCCCUUUUUUGCCCCCCUCAAG